Molecule: messenger RNA, 3409 nt
Organism: Xyrauchen texanus (razorback sucker)
Lineage: Eukaryota; Metazoa; Chordata; Actinopteri; Cypriniformes; Catostomidae
Product: 3-oxo-5-alpha-steroid 4-dehydrogenase 1-like
Exons: 5
Coding region: 62-859 (265 amino acids)
Biological process (GO): steroid biosynthetic process
Cellular component (GO): membrane
Molecular function (GO): 3-oxo-5-alpha-steroid 4-dehydrogenase activity
Source: RefSeq, a predicted model, not a curated record
CGGUACAUAAACACUUCACAUAAAUAGAGCAUCGAGGAUUUAUUUUUUGUAAAUUUCAACCAUGGACGCUAUUCUCAACGCAUUAUUUUCUUCCGAGGAGGAAGAACUGUACGUUUUGGAUUGUUUAUCAUACUUAAUGAUGUCCAUGGCUUCCGUAACUUUCCUGACUUUACUCUUUGUGAACGUGCCCUAUGGCAGAUAUGCGUCCAGCAAGUAUGGGUUUCCUGUUAAUGUCAAAUUCGCCUGGUUUGUUCAGGAACUGCCCGCUUUUCUUGUUCCUUUGAGUUUGGUGCUGUGGAGUUCCUGUGCAAAGAUAACGCACCUGCCCAACCAACUCCUUCUGCUCAUGUUCUUUUGCCAUUACAUGCAAAGGUCCCUCAUUUACCCAUUUUUAAUUCGAGGAGGGAAAUCAACACCAUUCAUCUCGUUUGCCCUGGCCUUUGUCUUCUGCAUCUACAAUGGCUACCUGCAGGCAAGAUACCUGAGCCACUAUGCAGAAUACUCGUCUGAUUGGGUUACACAUCCCUGUUUCAUAACAGGGUCUUGUAUGUGGUUCCUGGGAUGGACCAUUAACAUUCACUCUGACCAUAUACUCAGGAACCUCCGUAAGCCUGGAGAGACCGGCUAUAAAAUACCUAGAGGAGGCAUGUUUGAAUAUGUAUCAGGAGCAAACUUCUUGGGUGAGAUUGUAGAAUGGGCUGGAUUUGCUCUGGCUGGUCACUCAGUGCACAGUGCAGCUUUUGCCGUCUUCACAGUUGUUGUGCUGUCCAGUAGAGCAGUUGCUCACCACAAGUGGUAUCUGGCGAAAUUUGAAGACUAUCCAAAAUCAAGGAAAGUUUUAAUUCCAUUUGUGUUCUGAUGCUGUGGUGAGCCCAAUCACAACCCUUCCAUAGAAACAACACUUUUUGCCAUUUUAGGAUAUUACCUAUAAACAGUGUUCUUAGUGUGGAAUGUUUUAAGGGAAGUACUGUCAUAAUGUAUAGAGACGGGGAACAAAGACGAGCAUCACAUAAACUCCAUUUUACAAGACGAAUCAUUGUACUGCAUUUUACACCACACACAUUAAUGUUUUAACUUAAAAAGCAUAACUAGAAGAGAUAUAGGUUAAUGAAGGCGCUCGCGUGCACGCGUGCGUGUGUGAGCAGUGUUUCUCAACUGGUCUAUUCGGACUGGGUCACGGACAGCAGGGAAAGACCAAUGCCAUGGUUCCCUCAUUGAAGAUAUUUCGGCUGCCGCCCAAGUGAUCAACUAUUUAGGACUGCCGAGGCAGAUGUAAUGAUAAUCUCGCAAACAGCUAAAGACUUCUCAUCUGCACUUUCGCAUGAGUAUAACGAUCUCGCUAAUGAUCUGCUCUUCUCUCUGGCGCGCGCGUUCAACAACUGGCCUUGCCUCGAUAUUGCGGAGCGCAGACAUCAAUUAAAUUUACAAAUUAAAUUCUAGUGAGACUUUUCUAGUUUAAAGUGUUACGGAGAUUGUCAAUUCGAACCUCUCAAACAGUAGCAGCCCUGACAUGCCAAACAGCACUGAGGAGGAAAAGAGCAACACUGUGCUCUGCACCAAAAAAUAAAUAAAUAAAAAAUUACACACCAUCACCUUUACAAAUUUGUUUCAGGAUUUUACAUAAGUAAAAGUACAAGUUAUAUUUUGACAAAAUGUUUCAGUUUCAUAUGAAAUAAUCUAAAGGUAGAAUCUAUUAGACCUAAUUUUAUAUCAACAGUGGCAGUUGUAGUUAAAGUUUCAAGAUGUGUUUCAGCUGGAAUUUCUUUUUCAUAAAUGCAUUAAUUUAUUAUUAUUAUUAUUACUAUUAUUUAAGACUAGCACACUGACAUAACCAUGAUAAUGAGGAGCCUUUACUUCUGUGUAAUAUAUGUAAUAUUAGGUAACAAACAGGAUAAUAAUGGGCUCAUAUAAGUAAAUAUGCUCUUCAAUUUUUAAAGGGGGGAGAGAAAACUUCCUGUAGAUUUUGACAUCAUCAACAAAAAUAAUGUAACUUGAUGCAUGUCCUUGUACUGGAAAUCCAUGAACAAAACUAUGCAACAUAAAAGGAAAUGCAACCCAGGAUGCAUUAAAUACAGGUUAUGUUUAAUCUAUGGCUGGUCAACACUUUGAUUUCCUGAAGCAAAACCAGUUGAGAAGCACUGAGUUAAAGUUACAGACAGGAGCAGUCUGGCCUUGUCGCGCACCUACAGUAUAUGUCAACUGUUAAUAAUCACAGGACAUUACUUUAAAAGCUCACACAACUGAUGUUAUUUUUCAUUUAGUAGUUAAUUUAACAUGUAAACUAACAUGCUUUAGUUAUAUAACAUGUUAUAGUUACAUGCUAUUUUUAUCAUGUUUAUAAUUCGGUUUAUUAUUAUAAUUCUGUUAGUUUUCUUAUUCUAUUUAUUUUAUUUUCAAAAGGGAGACUUGUUUUUACACUUCAAUAAAAUAAAUGAUUUCAAGUUUCAAUUAUAAUAAAGUGUUUGCUCAAAAAUAAAUAAAUAAAUAAAUAAACCCUUCUGUUCUCACUAUUAAUAGUAAUUGUGUAAUAACGUAUACUGUGAAACCGUGAUAUUUUCUGAGACUGUUAUCAUACCGUGAAAAUGUCAUACCGUUGCAACCCUAGCUGGCUCAUAUCGCAACCAUGUACUGCAGGUGUGUUGACAUCAGCACAACCAUUUAUGAUCCUUAUACACAGAUUUGAUCCUAAAUGUUCUGCCCAAAUUUUCCCUUCUGUCAUCUUUAAUUAAAAAAAAAAAAUUAUAAUAAUUAUAAUCCUGUUCACAUGUGGUUUUAAGUAAAUUACUUGUUUUAAAUGUUAUCUGGUUCUGAUUAAAAAAUGCACAACUAAAAUUGUAAGAAGUAACCUAAUGUUUUAGAUAAACCCCCCAUGUAAUUUAUAUGUAUAUAAUUUACUAUGUAAUGCAUAAAACAUUUACUGUAAUUUUGUCUUAUCACACGACACAACGCAGAACUUCUGAAGUUUUCAAAGAACUUUCAGGCAGCAGAUGGUAUAGGGUCAGCACAGGAACCUGUCAAAAUAAAAGAGAAUAAAGAACUGCAUACCAUGCCUUAAAAGGACAGCUGCAUUUAUUUAUGUGUAAAAUGCCUGAGUCAGAUUUGUGUAUACAGUAUAAAUCUCUGUAAGAUACAUAUGUUACAACAGGCCUUUCGAAUAACUUGCUAAUUCAACACUACAGUGUUGCAUUCCAUUUUGAUAUCUUGCUUUUCUUCAGUGGAUAUAAAACAAAAUUAUAAUUUCAGAGACUUGUGCAGUAUAUACCUCAGUCUCAAUUACCUGCUGCUGUUUUUACAUAUAUGUUUUGUCCGUAACAUUAUUUACAGCUAGGAAAGUGGUUUGGGAUCAUUUAUCUGUGGAAAGGGGAAUGUCAUAUGAAUUGUUUUCAAUCAGUUCUACUUGUCUCUGUCU